Messenger RNA from Serendipita indica DSM 11827, 2343 nucleotides. Lineage: Eukaryota; Fungi; Basidiomycota; Agaricomycetes; Sebacinales; Serendipitaceae. The record is from the annotation of a GenBank genome assembly.
AUGCUGUACGGCGUUAUACGACUCGACGACGACCCAAUUAAACGAUCUCCCAAACGCGCUAUAUCGAUUCGACUACGUCUCUUCAAAACCCUGUGUGCCCCCAAGUAUGCGCACAUUGUCACCGAGCUUUAUAUCAAGCUCCCUCCGUGUACUUUGCCUUCGGCUGUCGCCUCGAAUAGUCCACUAGGUCGAGUGUUUGAUCCUUGUCCAAACUUGGAUGACAAGCUUGGACUUGCACUGAUGACGCUGGACCGACUCGAGGUGCUCAAGUUGUAUUGCACCGGGUGUGCCUCGCCAGAGCCCAUGCGACACACGUACCUCCAUUUUCUCCCAACUCGCUCCUUGCGCGUCUUUAGGCUGCAAUGUGCAUGCAACCCAUACGUAGGACACCCAGACAAUGUAAUCGAGCUGUUCAAUCAACCGUUUAUGCGGUCGGUCGAAGAGCUCGAGUGGUGCCUUGGUGAAUAUGGGUGGCGAUAUCCUCCGAAUUGGGCGACAUUGCCCAAGCUGCGCAAGCUGGUCUAUGGACAAGAGGAGUAUAUGAAGGAGUUGUUGGCGUCCAGUCCCAUCACGUACCUCGAAUGCGAUGCAUUCGUCAUGAAGAAUGUGCACGUAAAGUUAUGUCAGGGACCCAAGACGCUCACAUGCCUUCGAACCCAUCCAUACAUUCACAAUAUCCUUACCCCCGAAUAUUUGCGCUCGUCUUCGCUCUCUGCAGAUUGGAUGACUUUAUGCAUCAAGAUGGACAUUUCCCCCUAUCUGAACCUCAGGAGACUUGGUUAUCUGUGCUUUGGACUCCGAGAGGCUCCAGAAAUCGCGCUGAAUUUGACCGAGAUACGUCUUCUUCCUUACUUGGAAUGCAUCGAAGUCGUCAAUCUCUAUGGGCACCUGUCGCCACCAAACAACGACCCAUGGGGCCCCGAGCUGCUUUCGUCUCUGGGAUUUCCGUCCCUUACUAGCAAGAGACACUCGUCUGGGAGCUUGAUGGUCUGGGGUGGAAGAGUCGUCGACGUCGCUGACGAUUCGAGAUUGGUCGAGAGUAUCUUUGAACUUGAACUCGAACUCUACGCUAUGCUCGCCGCGGUUCGCUCGCCCUGCCGUCGCGCAGCGUCAAAGGCAGCUCUCCGUACACGGUCAUUUGCGACGUCUGUCAAUGCUGCCGGUCUCAGAGUCGCCGCAUUCGACAAUGGCCAGCCCUCGGCCUCUGUGACUUUUCUCGUCAAAGCGGGCACCAGACACGAGUCCAAGGCCGGUGUCGCCCAUUUUCUGAAAAACUUUGCAUUCAAGAACACGGCCAACCGCUCGGCGCUGCGGAUUGCACGAGAAACGGAACUCUACGGUGGAAUCUUGUCUUCUUCGCUCGGUCGUGAGCACCUCGCGCUCACUGCAGAGUUUCUCAAGGGCGACGAGGCCUACUUUGUCGAUCUCCUGUCAGAAGUCGUGACCUCGACUCGUUUCAGUCGUCAUGAAUUUAUGGAGAGCGUCCUCCCCAGCGUGCAGGCAGAGUCGUCUGAAGCCUCUCACAACCCGGUCCUCACCGCCCUCGACGUUGCACACAGUCUCGCGUUCCGAAAGGGACUCGGUUCCUCUCUCGUUGCCUCUCCGGCUGGCCCAGUCAUCACCGAAGAGGAUGUAAAGGCGUAUGCACAUUCGACCUUUACCAAAUCGGGUCUCUCGGUAUUCGGAACCGGAAUCGACUCUGCGACACUGGCCAAGCUUGUAGAGAAGAGUCUGUCUUCGUUGGCAUCGUCUGGGAGCUCCGCGAGCGCUUCCGCUACGAAAUAUUUCGGUGGCGAGAGCAGAGUACUCCUCGAGUCGCAUGGCCCGCAAACCAUCUUUAUUGGCUAUGGUUCUGCUUCCGCCGUCACUCCCGAGCUUCAGGUGCUUGCUGCUCAUCUCACCAAUACGCCCUCUAUCAAGUGGUCAGAGGGAGCCGUCUCCACCUUUUCUAACAUGCCUCAUGGCGCAUCCGUGCAAACGGUUCUUCUCCCUUACUCUGAUGCUACGCUCUUUGGAUUCCUCAUCCAAGCACCGACGUCGGAGACGGUUCACCAGGCCGGCAAGUCGGUCGUCGCGGCCCUCAAGGACGUAUCUGGAUCGUUCAAGGGUGAUGCAUUGAAGCGUGCUAUUGCCAAGGCCAAGAUGAGCUCUGCGGCUGCCCUCGAGACCCGGCAGGGCUUGCUUGAUGCCAUUUCGCUCGAUUCCAACACGACAUUAGAGUCGGCAUUUACUGGAAUUGAAAAGGUCUCGGCUCAGACUGCUGGCUCGGCGGCUUCCUCUCUAACAAAAUCCAAGCCCGUAUAUGUCGCUGUCGGAGAUGUCUAUGAAGUCGAGGAAGAGUAA